This is a messenger RNA of Lates calcarifer (barramundi perch), 2967 nucleotides long. It is a transcript of the gene efcab7, whose product is annotated as EF-hand calcium binding domain 7. The transcript has 13 exons. The record is from RefSeq and is a predicted model, not a curated record. The coding region runs from base 235 to 2091 and encodes 618 amino acids. Gene Ontology annotation, molecular function: calcium ion binding. Lineage: Eukaryota; Metazoa; Chordata; Actinopteri; Centropomidae.
GAACACCGAUGAGUUUUGUUUACGUAGCAACAGGCAGCGCAUAGCAACGGUGUUAUAAAAAUGGCACUGUUACUGCGGAUUUGGUUUAAUCAGAUGUAUAUUGAAUGCUUCCAGAUGGUUAUUACAGUGUGAUAACGGAUUAAAAGUAAUAGCGUGUAGCCUAAGUCAGCUGCCAUAUCUGGAAACCCGGAGAGAGCUAGCUAACGGUGACCAGGGCGAUCUCUUCUCUUAAAGAUGUCUUUUCGAGAGUCACCGCGUCCUUCUGAUGAAGAGGAGGCUUUCUACCUGCAGUGCAGAGCUGCGUACCUCGCUGUGUUCAGAUCUAGUUUGACAAAUAUCGCUUCCAAGCAGCAGUUAUGUCGUGUUCUCCAGCAAGCAGGAAGAAAUCCAUCCCAUGCCACUCUCAAUAAAUACUGGACCCCGAGAACGUCUAAACUGAACUUUGACGACUUCUGUGAGAUUCUCAAGUGUGAGAAAAAAACUGAAGAAACAGAACUGAUGAGAGCUUUCAAAAAGAUGGAUGUGAACGGUGAUGGCUACAUCACACACAGUGAACUGGAGAAGGCCCUCACCACUAGAGGAGAGAAAAUGACGGCUGAAGAGGUGAAUGCCAUUUUCUUAUUAGCUGACAUCAACAAGGACGGCAAACUGGACUACGCAGAGUUCUGCAGAUUGCUUGUGUCUACAGUAGAACAGUGUCAGAUGGCUGCUAUGGAGAGGCUCGAGGCAGACGCCAAGCUGAAGAGACAGAACUUUGGCAGUCAGUCGUACAGCCCUCCGAAGAGCUCCGUGUCGUCAGCGUCAGCAGCAGCAGCGCAAGUGGCAGCGACUCAGCCUCAGCCUCCAGAAGCAUCAGACGUGACACUCAAGAAAGACAGCAGAUCGUCCUCUCGUCCUUCCUCUGCUCGCAGCAGGCGGUCGUCUCUGUCGAACUCAAUCAUUAUGACUUCCAGCAGCACUAAGGCCAGCAAAAUACCAGAGCCUUCAGGCUUACAGGAGUGGCAUCACAGUUCUGUGAAAGGAUGUUUCUUCCUGGAGGAUGAUGGGAGUAUCAGCUCUCUGCAGUACCAGCUCCACGUCCCCCAGACAACCAACGUCUACCUGACUAUCCAACCGCUCAGCCUCAGCCACAGACCUGACAAGUGUUCAUCAUGGAUGACAGUGGAUACAGCUCUUUUUAUUAUGUCUGCUGGUGAAACCAAAGAAGACUCAACUCUACUGCAUUUCACUGAGUCGAAAGACAAAGAAAAGUAUGUUUGGAAAGGAGAACUGAAUGCUGGGACCUACUACCUGCUCCCCUUCACCAGCGGCUGCAGACUAAAGAAAAGGAGCAAAAAGAACCUUUCUAAUAAACCUGUGGAGCUUGUCUACAGGACUGACACUGGAGAACUAGACCUCACCAGAGAGCUCAGGGAGGCGCUGUCUGACAUCUUUGAGGUUAUAGACCUGGAUGGAAAUGGUUUGCUCAGUCUGGAGGAAUACAAUUUCUUUGAGCUGAGGACCAGCGGAGAGAAAUGUGACAAGGAUGCCUGGGCUGUCUGUAAAGAAAACUUUGAUAUGAGAAAGAACCAGCUGACACGGCAGGGCUUCAUGGAGUUGAACCUGAUGGAGGCCACAGAGAAAGAUGGAGACCCUGCAGACCUGUGGGUCACCCUGGAAGCCAUGGGCUACAACCGCAUGCUGGAGCUAGUAGAGGCCUGUCCAUUCCAGAUAGAUAUACACAGUGAAGGCACUCAGCUGUCCAUUCAGCCACUCAGCAUGGACUCAGGACCAAAGCUUCUGAACCAGGCUCUCCAAAAAUCCAUCACAUCCAGAACAGGGGCCAAAGCGCUGAGGGGACAAGACAAUGUUUUCAUCUACACCUACAGAGGAGAGCACAGGAUCUCCUCCCUCAUAGCCAACAAGGCCAACCAGAAAGUGACUGUGCACGUAAACAAUGAGCAGAGCAGGAACUGCAGCAGCAGUAGAGGCAUGAGUGUGUUUGCUGUAGAGGUGCCAGCCCGAACUAAGAUGGUGUGCCAACAUGUGCUGCCCAUCAAUGACAAACAGGACUGGACCUACAACUGUGUGGAGACCAUACUACCCUUCUAAUAAUGGUGUGCUCCUAUGAAAGAUUCAAAGCUCUUUACUUUUCCUUUUCCUGUAUCUUUACUAAAGAUCUUUCUGAUCUCUCCUGUAUCUUUACUAAAGAACUUUUAGAAACCCUGUGUUCAAAAUAUAGCUAUGCUUUUUGUAAAGCCUUCUCUGUCAGACCAUAACACCAGGAGCUGAGCCUCUGUGCUUUGUGCAGUUGAGGUGUUCAGAUUGAUGGCAGAGGUGGUCACAGCACUCAUAAGAUACCGAUGCUGAUGGUUAUUACUGCUUUUGUUGUGCCUUUGUAUGUGUGACACAUUUGGUUAAUGUACAGUUUUGUGUUAAAACUCCCUUAGCAUUAAUAAACAUUUUAUCUACACAGGUAGAGAUCAAAGGUUAAAGGUUUUAUUUAAUUUUAAAUGAUAAAUUCAUAUACUUUAUCAUUUAAAAUAAAGACUUAUUGUCAUGAUGAACUUAAUCAAUUUCAAGAAAAAACUUCUCUUAAGUCUUCUCAUGUGUCUGGUGCUGUGUUGUUACUUUAUUAUGUACUGCUCUGAUUAUUUAUCAUGAUUAUAUUUUAAAUUUAAAUUGGCCAUGUCAGAGAUUUUCCAGGCAGUUUUAGAUUUGUUUUGACAUCACAACUUUGUUAAAGGCUCUUUAACAAUUCUUUAACAACAACCUAAAAUCACAAUUAAAUGAAACAUUAUGAAUUUAAUUUUUUUUAUCAACUUUUUCAUGUCACAGUUGUCAUGUAAUCAUAAAGGCCAAAACAAAUGUGCUAACUUUUUUUCUUGUGUUUUCCUAUAUUUUACUUUGAAAGACAUUUCAUUGUUUUAUCACUUUUAUGUAAACAAAACUAGAUGUAAAUAAAAAAUCCAACCAAUAUUCCUGUCA